Molecule: messenger RNA, 5727 nt
Organism: Ooceraea biroi (clonal raider ant)
Lineage: Eukaryota; Metazoa; Arthropoda; Insecta; Hymenoptera; Formicidae
Product: ral GTPase-activating protein subunit beta
Biological process (GO): regulation of small GTPase mediated signal transduction; activation of GTPase activity
Molecular function (GO): GTPase activator activity
Source: RefSeq, a predicted model, not a curated record
GGUCAAACAGCGCUGUAACCUAUUUCUAACUCCUGCUUUGUAGAGUUGUAGCUGUCAAGUGCUGUCGAAGCAAUUCUUGUGCGUUGUUGACUACACAAAUACUGAAAUGACAAUUUCCGUAAGGGUGAUCGACGACACAAUGAUGCGUGCCAAUUUAAAGAUAAAUUACGCAAAGUGAAAUUCUUUCUCUCUGCUUGAUCGCAAGUGCUUGACGUUUAAUUAAAGUAUUCGAGUAUUCAACUUGUGCAGCUACUUUUCGAACCUUAUAGGGCGUAUAGGCGUGUAGUAAUCUAUGAAUUUAGGCGUAUUCAAUAGAGUUAAUCUCAAGGAUUCCCAAGGAGGAAUGUAUUCAGAAUGGGCUUCACUCAGCACUCUGAUCCAACAAGGUUCAGAGGAAAGCCAAAGCGUGUUAGAAAAGUUUCCCCCUGGUGCAGGGAAAGAAGUUGCGUUAUCCAUAGUGCGUCAACUCGCUGCAAAUCUUGGCAUCACCCAGGCUGGAGAACCUAGUCCACUCUCAACUGACAAGGAGGUUCAGUGGUGCAUGGAAGUGAUAUGCUUUGGAUUGUCACUUCCACUGGCCGAGCACGAUACUGUCAGAGAUUGCGUGAACAUAUACUGCGAGUGGCUGUCUGCAUUGUACUCUACACCCAAAAUUUCAGUUCCAAGACCAAUCGUGGAUGAUCCAAAUUUUUACGCUAGGAAGAUCAUAAGCCACUUUCACAAUUUAUUUGUUCCUAGAAAAGGAGAAGUCUGGCCUUUUUUGUAUCAGGAUCUAGGUAUAGACACGAUAAAUCGACAAGCCGUUCUGUGUCAUCGAGUACUAAGAACUCUGCAGCAAAUCGCGCGAGGCCCGGCAACUUUAGAAAGAGACACAUGGGAAAGCCUGUUGUUAUUUCUCAUCGGUAUCAACGAUGCACUACUAGCACCACCGGCGACCAGAGAAGAUGCAGGGGAACAACUAUGUGAGAGAGUGCUCGGUGUAUUGCUAGAAGUAUGGCUGGUUUCCUGUGAACGUAGCUUUCCCUCGCCUCCUUUGUGGCGCACGCUGCGAGAAUCCUGUCUGCGAUGGCGUCACAGAUUAGCUUUGGUGGAACAAUGGAAUCGUGUAUGCCUCGCUCUUACAGCGAGACUGCUACAAAUCAUGUAUGGACCAAUGUUCCCCGAAUUAAAAAUAAGCGAAGAAGAUACGCAACUCGUACCACCCACUAUGUCAGAUGAGGCAGUGGCACAAGCGUGGUAUAGAUUGUUGCGCACUAUCGGUGACCCUGUGGAUCUCUGCAGACCUGCCGUCGUUUCGCAAACGCAGGCGUUCUUGCAAUACGCCAUCGCCAGUCCCAACGUCAUAGAUCCGUGCCAACAUCCGUGUCUCCAGACUCUGCCGCAGAUAUUCUUGAAGGCUAUAAAAGGCAUAGCGGGUCAAGUUGAUGCUUUUCUGGGAGUUUCACAAGCAUGCUGUUGGGAGGAGUGUUGCGUGUCCACCGUUACGUCGGGUAAUAGCGGCACGAGCGGCGGGGGUGUCGGAUGGGACAGGUCGAGUAGUAAGGAUCAGCCUCAGCCUUCCCCCACACCCCCAACACAACGCAGGCUUGCGAAAAGUUUCAGUGUCACUCCUUCUGCAGUCACUAAGGGAAUUCCAAAAGCAUCAUUAAUUGGAUUAACAACAAGCCGUGUAUCUAGUACUCCACCAAUGCUAAUAUCCAAUUCCGGACCAUCGUCUGCUUCGAGCACUGCAUCUAUAACUUCACUUGGCCAGGAUAUCAGGCCUCCGUUAGCGCCAGGACGUCCCAAAUGUAACAGUAUAUUGCAUCUUUUCGGAGAAUGGCUGUUCGAAGCUGCGUUUAUUGGUACCGAUGGUUGGUCGCAGAAUCUGCCACAACCAUCUGGUGCUUCGAAACGCCCAUCUUCAGUACUUGUUGAUGGGCCGAGUUCAUUACAAGAAACUGUGAGCGAUGUACCGCCGACACUCUGCAUAGAUCGUUACGAGUCCGGUAGAGCGGAGGCGUUGGGUGCUCUGUGCAGAAUUUUCUGCGCCAAGAAAACCGGAGAAGAAAUCUUACCUGUAUAUUUAGCCAGAUUUUACCAGGCGAUGUAUCACGGUCUCAAGAUUGACGAGUCCCGCGAAUGUGGCGAAACAUUAGCGAGUAUUCUCUUGAAUUCGGCUGACCUGUUCCGCUUGGAUUUGAACGGCAUACAAGUCCUAGUGCCAGCCGUAUUGUCCGCUCUGGAAGUGGUCUUGCCAGAGAAGGACUUGAAGCUGAAAUCUAACAUGGUGUUGAAGCCAGACUUGAGAAGGGCUUCGAUACAUCUCUUGAUAUCGAUGUUAACGCUGCCCCUGCACUUUCAGAAUCUUGCUAUUAAGGAGCUACCGAUAUUCCCAGGCGCAAAUUCCUCCGAGAAAACCCCUGUUACGUUCGUACAGUUAAAAUCAAGACUCAUGAAUUUGCUCAUAAACGCAUUACAAGUGGAGACCGAUCCUCAGAAUACGCAUAUGUUGUUGGGGGCUCUUUUAUUAAGCGUACAAGAUUCCGCGGCGGCCGAAGAAGUGGAGCAAGUUACGCAACCCGACACAGUGGCUAAUGAUUCAACGGCUAAUUUAUUGUCUUCAGUCACCAGCGAUUCAGCCAGUCAAAUAAGUAUAUCCAGCGAUCAGCGAUCAAUUGGCGAUGCCUCUGAUAUCACGACUCUUCAAGAGGAGUGCAUUGCAUUCGACUCUGCCCAUGCUCUCUUCGUGCGAGCGACGUACUUGGUAUGUCAUCGUUUGAUCUCCUCGUGGAAGACUGACUUGAAUAUCUCUUUAGCAGCGCUUGAAAUGCUGUCGGGACUCGCACGCACACGCAUUCGUGAGACAGCAAGGAAACUCACAGACGCCCUGGAAUGCAAAAGAGCAGUAAAGUGGUUGUGCGAUUAUAUCGCGUAUCAAUGUUGGCGUCCACCUCCAGCGCAUUCCAAAGAUCUUCAUUCGUCAAUCGUUGCAGCAUUUAAUUGCCUGACAACGUGGUUAACUGCUCAUCCACAAUUGCUACAGGAUAAGGAUUGCUUGACUACAGUAUUGGAAGUUGUCGAGCUUGGAGUGUCUGGCACUAAGAGCGUCGGGAAACCGGGUGAACCCAUCAAGAUGAAGGACGAGAAGGAACUAAAACCCGCAUCUAUGCGCGUGAGAGACGCCGCUGACGCGCUUCUCACCAUUCUGUUAGAACAGGUUGGUUACUUUCCGAGCGCUUGCGGAGCUCAAUCGCUCUCAUCGCUGCUGGACGAAGUGUCUCUGCUCCGACACUGCAACAGUUGGACCGGCGGAUGCGUGGCUCGGCAAGCAGCCGUCGAGAGAUUCCGCUACUUCGUGUCUGAGAACUCGACCGUGUUGGCGCUCCUGGAGGAACCCUUGGGCAAUGAUCAGGAUCCGCAGCCAACCGUGACGGUCUUGAUUCGCGGACCGUUCGGCAGACACGCGUGGACGAUGCAGCUGCGUCACUUGCCGCGACAUCGAUCCAGCAUCAGGAGCAUAAACAGCAACCCCGGGCGGCCGUUGCCGUUGGCCGAAGCCGCGCCGCGUACAGACUACAGGCCAAGAUUCUUCCCGGACAAUGUGGAUCGUAUUCCUCACUGCAAGGUGGAUGAAUCGAUACCGAGCCUCGAGGCAGUGAUGAGCGACAACGGUGCGGUACGAGACGAGCAUCAAAUCCUCGCGCAGCUCCUGGAACGUCAAAUGACACUCGAGUCGAAGCGCGAUAACGGCAACGCGAGCAACGCGGAAGAUAAAACGGACGAGUGCGUACCGCCCCAAGUGUGCCACGAGUUUCAGACGGCUCGCUUGUUCCUGAGCCAUUUCGGUUUCUUGAACAUGGAACCUAAAGAGAACGAGGAUUCGAGGAACUCGAGCGGGCUCAUCGCUUUAGAUCCGACCAUUCCUGGAUUCUGCACGGAUCUGGAAACGCUGGACAAUAUCAGUCCGCGCACCUGCGAUACCGUUCAUAUCUUUUACGUUAAGGCAGGUCAGAAAUCUGCCCCUGAGAUACUAUCAAACGUGCUGCACGCAGAAAAUGUGUCGCCCAAUUUCUUGGAAUUUCUAAGUUCUCUUGGCUGGCCUGUUUCCAUAUCAACUCAUGCCGGCUGGACCGGCCACGUGUCCACCUCGUGGAGAGUAACGGCGCAAAUGAAUGUAUCACAAUGUGCAGCGCACAGUAAUCAUGGUGGAGCGCUUUACAACGGCGAUACCCACGUACUGUAUUGGGCAGAUGUGAGUUCGGAGAUUGCAUUCGUUGUGCCUACGCAGUCGUAUCUCAUGGCUAGUUCAGAUUCAUUGGACGAGACCAAUUAUAACAGCGAUAUCAGUAACAGCGGACAAGCGUGGUUUGAACGGAGUAUCAGUGAAAGUACAGAUAAUCGGAGCUGUGCGUCACAAAAUACUUCGAGAGCGAUGUCACUCGACUUAGAGAAACAGCCAUCGAGCUUGUCGGGAGCAGGCCCGACAAAUUCUUCGAGCGCAGACCCCAUUAGACCCAGGAGAACGACGAAGCAAGCUUUACCAUCGCAAACUAAUACGAAAAUUAUGGUUGUAUGGUUGGAGAGCUUGGAGGAUCACAUUCAGUUCCCUAUUGCCGAUCUGCUUCCUUCUACUUAUACCGGACUUGAACAGGCGAGGAUGUUGCAAGCUACCGAUGUGCACGUUAUCUUUCUUCAAGCUCUCGCGAACGGACUGAUGAGAAUUAGAUUACAAGGACCAGUCUCCAGAAUCAAUCUAGCAACACCUUUAAUCGACGGUAUGGUAGUGUCGAGAAGAGUGUUGGGAACACUAGUUAGACAAACGGCUCUUAAUAUGGGACGACGAAAACGGCUUGAUAAUGACAGUUAUCAUCCCCCGCACGUACGAAGACGUUUAAAAAUUCAAGAGAUGGUGCAGAAGUAUAAAAGAAAUUUGACAGAUCCAGAAUUAUUGACACUUUUAUUCAACAGUACUCAAACUUAUCAAGUAAAGUAAAAACUUUUUAUGAAUCUCAUGGAUUUAACAUCAGACAACGGUAACGUGAUAUUUUUAUCGCUGUGAAAAGAAAUUAAGUUUCCGAGUUUUAAGAACGAAAUAUUCUUAUGAGUUUGCACUUUUCAAAGUAUUCUAAAGAUAAAGUCAUCUCUCGUUGAGAUCUGCGAUUUCAAUAAAAAAUUUUCUGUUAGUCCCUGCAGAUGUACAAUGAAUAAUAUGUUAUUUUGAAAGUGAUUCAAAAAAAACUUUCAUAUAUAUAUAUUUAUAUAUGUAUAUAUUUAUUACGAGUUGCACUUGACUAACGAAUUAUAACUCGGACAUUAAUAUAGGAGAAAAGGUGAUAACAUAAAUGCAUAUUUUUCAAAAGAAUUAUGUUAUGCAUAGCUAUAUUAUUAUGAAGUCUUUGUUUUCCUUAGUAUUAUGCAUAUUACAUGUAAAAUCUUGUAUCUCAUUAAUUAUUAUCUUAUAAAUUAUUGUAUAGUGCAUAUAAUGCUGUGUAAAAUAUAAAUUAUUACAACUUCAUUACCAACAGCUAUUUUAGUAUUAAUGACUAUUUGAUAUGUAUAUAAAAGAGUAUAAUAAUAUAUUAUGUAUUAAUUACUGUAUUAUGUGUAUAAUAUAUUAAUUAAUAUAAUUAACGUAUUAAUUAAUAUAUUACGUGUAUAAUAAUAAUAAUGUAUUCUUCGUAUUUACACAACAUACAUUUCUUAUUGCAUUAGAAAUUCAAUAGAGUAUUUAAAUACUUGGAAUAA